Racocetra persica is the source of this 568-nucleotide messenger RNA. The record is from the annotation of a GenBank genome assembly. NCBI's taxonomy places the organism in Eukaryota, Fungi, Glomeromycota, Glomeromycetes, Diversisporales, Gigasporaceae.
ACUUAUGUGCACUAUGAUUCCUACUCAAGAAAACAAAUUCAUGAUUUUCAACAGUAUAGACAUCGUUAAUAAUAACCUACUAUACAAUGACAAAUCAAUACUCUGCGAAUUUAAAAACAAAACAAACUUACCAGAAACAAUCAGAAUUCAACCUGGUAUAAGAGUUAUGUUUCUAACUAAUUCACAACACCAACAUCGAAUAGCAAAUGGUACUAUAGGCAUCAUCACAGACCUUUAUAUUCAAUCAAACCUUGUCUAUGUAAGCUUCUGCAUCGAAAAAGCUAUAAUAAACAUUUCUUUCUUCAAAUUUACUAGCAACUUCAGUAUAAAUGGGACACCCGCUAGCCGAACUCAAUUCUCGAUACAAAAUGCAUUUGCAUUGACAGUCUACAAAACACAAGGACUCACACUUCCCGAUGUAUCAUUAAAUCUGGAUGAUCAAAUAUUCACACCUGGACAAGCCUAUGUAGUGCUAAGCCACUGUACUAAUUGGAACCACAUAACAAUACAGUCAUUAAAUGACACUGCCUUUAUCACAGAUCAAUCCAUGAUCAGAGAAUAUGAAUGA